Molecule: messenger RNA, 1349 nt
Organism: Annulohypoxylon truncatum
Lineage: Eukaryota; Fungi; Ascomycota; Sordariomycetes; Xylariales; Hypoxylaceae
Product: ubiquitin-conjugating enzyme E2-16 kDa
Exons: 6
Coding region: 364-807 (147 amino acids)
Biological process (GO): ubiquitin-dependent protein catabolic process; protein polyubiquitination
Cellular component (GO): nucleus
Molecular function (GO): ubiquitin conjugating enzyme activity
Source: RefSeq, a predicted model, not a curated record
UGCCUUGUUGCCGUCGUGCCCGUCCUUUUCUUUGUGGUUGCCCCUGCUCUUCUUGACUUCCUGGCCCGUGCACAGCUGACCCAAUAUUCCCAUUCAUUCCGUCACCUGAAAGACUUGCCUGACUUUCUUUCUCUCCCCGCUACCAACUUUCGCAUUUACAGUCACCAUCACCAAAACUACGAAAUCAAAACGAUCCGACAAUAAUACCAAUAAUCAACACCACCACCGAUAUCUCCUCCCGCUGACCUCAUAUCCUUGAAUCCUGACUACAGUCACCUAAACUUCCACUCUCUGCCGUUCUCUCAACAGCAGAGAUCGUCGUCGAGCAAAAAGCUUAGCAACACUACAUCCCACAACUUCGCAAUGGCGUUGAAGCGUAUCAACAAGGAACUCACAGACCUAGGCCGUGACCCUCCCUCAUCAUGCUCUGCUGGUCCCGUUGGUGAAGAUCUGUUCCACUGGCAAGCGACGAUCAUGGGACCUGGUGACUCGCCGUACUCUGGUGGUGUCUUCUUCCUUGCCAUCCAUUUCCCAACAGACUACCCCUUCAAGCCCCCCAAGGUCAACUUUACGACCCGUAUCUACCACCCAAACAUCAACUCUAACGGAAGCAUCUGCCUGGACAUCUUGAGAGACCAAUGGAGCCCGGCAUUGACUAUCUCUAAGGUUCUUCUCUCUAUCUGUUCCAUGCUGACCGACCCCAACCCUGAUGACCCUCUGGUUCCCGAAAUCGCGCAUGUGUACAAGACCGACCGUGCGAGGUAUGAAGCUACGGCCCGGGAGUGGACUCGCAAGUACGCCAUCUAGGGCGAGUGGCGAGGGGAAGAUUCGUCGGUGAAGCGUAGUGGUUGAUACGGCAGGGCAAUGAGCAUAGCACUUACUGGUAGUGAUACCGGAAGGGACGUGGACCCUCCUUCCGACAUAGGCAAUACGAUUCGCAUUUGCCACUGUCUCUGUCCAUUCGUCGUUAUGGCUUAGUGUGCCUCUUAAAGAACUCUCGAGCACACGACUUUCGGAACAGGCUUAGAAUGACUUGCUGAGGAAGACGAGGUUUUACGAAAGAUAGGCAUGAAUUAAUGGGGUUGUCUGGAGGAACUGCGGCUUUGCAUUUCGAUCCUCUUCGACGUUCAUCCCAGAUCUGUUAUGAUUCACCAAUCCCUUCCCUUUAUGUGACCGCAACCGGUCGUGAAAAUUGAUAUUAGGUUUUAGGCCUACGUUGACGUAUUAGGUUGACCAGUCCAUUGUGUGACCGUAGAUGUUCAUCGACCAGCGUAGGCCAGCAUCAGUAUUGGCCAAAGUGGCAGUUAGCAAUAAGUCUCGAACGAAUUCUAGUGCUUCCUCAUACGGAU